Molecule: messenger RNA, 2125 nt
Organism: Aphanomyces astaci
Lineage: Eukaryota; Oomycota; Saprolegniomycetes; Saprolegniales; Verrucalvaceae
Exons: 1
Coding region: 39-2081 (680 amino acids)
Cellular component (GO): membrane
Molecular function (GO): oligopeptide transmembrane transporter activity
Source: RefSeq, a predicted model, not a curated record
CACUUUUGAAUUUGCGUCGAGCGUCCAACACAACCUCUAUGGAAUCUCCUCGCAAAGCCGCCACCGACGUUGGUGGCUACCAUGAAGCGUCCACCCCGUACGACCCUCUAGCCAAGAAAGAAGAGGACAUCGUGGGGGGCGAAGACGAUUCGGCCAUCAAAGCCAGCGACUUCCUCGCGAUCACACAAGGCCUCGAGUACCCCCAAGUGACGGUCAAGUCAUUGGUCGUUGGCACUAUCAUCGGCUCCUUCCUCAGCGUUCUGGGCAUGUACUAUGGCCUCAAAGUCGGUGUCGUUCCUUCCCUCAACGUGUUGGCUGGGGUUGGGGGCUUCAUGCUCACCAACUGGUUGCUCAAAAUCAAGCUCUUUCACGGGUACUUCUCCGUGCAAGAAAACGUAGUCAUUCAAACGUGCGCCGUCGCGUGUUAUUCGCUGGCGAGUCAGGGUGGGUUCGCCUCUGGCGUGCUCGCGCUCACCCAAAACGUGUACGAAGACGUGGGCGAGAAGAAGGGCAACAACGCGUCGGAUGUGGUCGACGUGACCUGGACCAAGGCGUUUGGGUGGUGCAUCUCGAUUGCCUUGUUUGGGUUUUUCAUUUCGUUUCCCUUGCGUCGGAAAAUGAUCAUCGAAAGCCGGCUGUUGUUUCCCAGUGGAACCGCCACCGCCGUGAUGAUUCAAACGUUGCACUCAUCCAAAGACGCCGUCGAGUAUCAAUGGAACGUCCUGUUCAAGAGCGGCAUCGUGUCGUACUGCUGGUCCAUCUUUGUCUACUGCUUUGAAGGGCUCGGCAGCUUCCCCAUCUUUGGACUCGAGCCGGCCAAGUACGGCUGGAUGUGUGACUGGGCCCCAGGAACGUUUGCCAUUGCAGUCAUGUUGCCAUUCCGGGUCAUGUCGUCCAUCUUUGUGGGCUGUGUGAUCUCGUUCGCUAUCAUGACGCCAUACCUUGCCGCGUACAAGGGCAACGGAGACUGGUUUACCUCGACCAAGGUGGACGGGCUCAAGGCAUACUACACGUUCACGGCGGUGGCCAUCAUCUGCGUAGAUGCGCUCUACAGCAUCGUCAAGGUCGUGAUAAUGCUGUACAAGGCGUGGCGCGACAGCCGCAACGCCCCAUCUGCCGCCAUCGACGACGCGGGCGACGUCAAGUCCGUCGAUGUCCAGCGUCAAGCGUUCCUCGACAAGCUCUUCGACGCCACCCACGUGCCAGCGACGAUCUGGGUCUCGGGCCUCGUGCUGUUUGCCGCCGUCUCAGUCGUGGUCAUCUCGCUGAUCUUCCCGUCCGUCGAGUGGUGGAAGGUGCUUGUGUGCUGCCUGCUCAUCCCCGUGUUUGCGAUCGGGAUCAUUCAAGGCGUGGGGAUGACAGACUGGAACAUCUCGAGCGCCGUGGGCAAGUUGAUCAUUUUCAUCAUCGGCGGAUGGUCCCAGGACGGAUCGAUCAUUGCCGGCUUGCUCAUGUGCCAGAUGGUCAUCGUCGGGUGCAGCCAAGCCGCGGACCUCAUGCAAGAUUUCAAGACGGGGUACCUCGUCGGCGCCUCGGCCAAGUCGAUGAUCAUCGCGCAAAUCUUUGGGGCGGUCAUGUCGUGCUUGAUUGUCCCGUCCGUGUGGGUCAUGAUGACGUCGGCGUACACGAUCCCCGGUGACGUGAUCGCGGCGCCGUUCGGGGAAGUGUACCGCAUCCUGGGUAUCACUGCCAUUCAAGGCCUCGACGGGUUGCCCAAGCACUGCGGCCUCUUCAUGCUCAUCGGGGCCAUCUACACGGUCGUGUUCAAUAUCUUCAUCGACGUGUGCUCGGAAUCCAAGAUCAAGAUCGUCAGGCUAGUGGCCAACCACUGCCCCGUCCCCAUGGCCGUGGCGAUUGGCAUGAUCAUCCCGGCGUCGUUUGGGCUGCAAGGGAUUGUCGUCGCGAGCAUCUGCGCCUACUGGAACCACGUGAACCCAGCCCAGUUCCACAAGACCCAGUACAUUUUGGCGGCGGGGUUGAUGGUCGGCGACGGGUUUUCCAUCUUGACCCAGAUUGUCAUCACGUUGGCCGGUGGCUCUGCCCCCAUGCACAUUACGUACGCCGUGGGCCCAUCGCACUAAACAGGCUUGUUGUCUCGUAAUAAAUGUAUUCUAUUCGGUUUGCA